ACCCCUCCCGCUGUGUAUCCUAAAUGGUAUCGUCCGGAACUUCAAGCAUUUUGCGGGAAGCUGCGAAGUGUUUACAAAACAAACUUGUUACUUAACAAAGCUACAGUUGUGCCAAAUGAGUGCCAAAAAGGCCAAAGGAGCCAAAGUGCUCACAGCAACACAACAUGAGAGUCAAAAAGGUUCAUCUAAUGAUCAAAUGGAUUCUCCCAACCUGUCUGCUAUAGAGAGAGGCAGCUUCCUGGAGGGACUGCAGCUUAAUUAUGGUAACCCCCUGCACAGCACCGCCAUGGAGGAAGAUUUAAACGUCUUGGAGGAGGAAGGGCUGAACGGAGGGAAACCUCUGAGAAAGGUGAAUCCUAAACGGUCGAAGACGGCCGUUAAACAGAGUGGGGCUGCCGUGAAGAGGAAGGAGACAGAGAGGGAUGGAGAGAAUGAGGAAGAGAAGAAGAAAAAGAGGAGUAGAAGUAUUGGAGGGACACCUGAAGCGAGGCCAGUGAACAAUCAGCAGGUGAAGAAAGGCAAGAAGAGAAAGAGUGAGUCAGGAAGUGGAGUUUCCAAUAACCCUGAGUCACAGGAGCAAACGGACCCCUGCACCGCCCAGCGGAGACAGAAGAAAGUCCUGUCGUCUGAGGAGGAGGAGGAGGACAGGAGUUGGUGCCCAAGUCCAAAGAAGGCCAAAGGGUAUCAGUUGAGCAGAACCAGAAAGUCUUCACCUAAGUCUAAAUCUAGAAAGUCUUCAUCAGGCUGUGCAUCUGCAGAACCAGAGACGGCCCACACGGAGAAACAGAAGAAGAAGAGACGUGGUCAUCAGGGAGGAACAGAGUUGGAGCGGGUGCUGCAUGCCUUCCUUGACUUCUGUGACCAGUACAGGGAAUCCGUGGAGUCUAAAGCAGUCAAACAGUCCAUUGAUUGCUUCUGCUCCAAUGUAAAAGAGCAACUUUUGGAAAAGAUCUCUUCUUCCAAGGAGCUCAAGGUUUUAAAAAGAGAGAACGCCAAGGUGGGUUCUUUGAUCCGUACAAAGACACAGAGACUGUUGGAGGCCAAAAAUGAGCUGAUGAGAGCGGAGAGGCAGGUGUGGCAGCUGCAAAAAGAGAAAGGUGAACUUAAAGCCCGAUUAGCUGAUCUGAGACGAGGCCAAGCCUUUCUGCAUGACAUCAGAGAGCUCAACAGACAAUACCUGGACCACCGACACAAACACCCCAAAGAGAAAGAGAUGUAUGGGGCGUCCAGCUUGCCAGCUCUGCUAUUGGAGACCAAGCAUAUUCACGCAGUAGAUCAUCAGCUGAGAGGAAUCGAUAACCAAGUCAAAAAAACAACAAAGAAGAAUGAGACUCGAAAAUAAUGUGC
Etheostoma cragini (Arkansas darter) is the source of this 1347-nucleotide messenger RNA. It is a transcript of the gene cenpu, whose product is annotated as centromere protein U. The record is from RefSeq and is a predicted model, not a curated record. NCBI's taxonomy places the organism in Eukaryota, Metazoa, Chordata, Actinopteri, Perciformes, Percidae. Gene Ontology annotation, cellular component: nucleus. The transcript is spliced from 13 exons. Bases 116 to 1342 code for a protein of 408 amino acids.